AGUUAUUGAAGAAUAAUGAGUUCAUUCGACAGUUAUCUCAAAAGCAUUGCCUGUAGAUAGUCGCGUUAUAAAUUGAGCAUAAUAAUAUUGUAUCUUGAGAAAAUGUAUCGGCUACUUUGUUUCUUAGCAAUAUUAACUUUUGUGAGCGCCCACUGCCGGUGGGAGAACAACAAAAGAGUUUGUCCUUGGACAAGAAAACACCCAAGAAGAUUCCAUAGGCAUCAUAUCGAAUCAGAAUCAAUCAUAGAAGACAUCAAGAAAAAAUUCAUUGAGUCAGAAAUCAAAUUGCAAGAAUUGUGCAACAAAAAUGAAAAUGUUAUUGUAAAAGAAAAAUACGAUAUUGAUACCUAUACUCUCGAAUAUACACUAGAAGAAACAGAAAAUCUGAAUAUCACAGUGCAAAUUUUCCAUCGACUUAUACAAACUACGGUUAUGAAAAAUGAUACAAAUGCCUUGGUUUUUGAAGACUUGAAAGUUUUGCCAGGUGUGGUGAAGUUAGAGGAUGCGGCAUGGAAACUAAAAGAUAAAGAUUUAAAGAUUAGAAUUCCUUAUAAAGUCCCGUUCGGAAAAGAAGCCACGAUGGUGUGUGAGGCUAUUAAUACUGGAGUUAUAAACGUGCAGCAGGCAGAGGAUAAUUAUGACUUAGAUGUAAGAUUUGGGAAUGAUACUUUAUUUAAUUACAGAGAAAAAGUUUAUUGAUAUAUUUAGUGUCGUAUUUCUCAAAAAUACUUAAUUUUAAAUACUGGUGAAAUAUUAUUUUUUGUGUGUGAAUUAAUUAUUAACAAAGGAUUUAUUGUAUUAUCUUUAAAUGGAAUUUAAUAAAGUUUUUAAAGUUAGAGCAAAAGACUUUGAUAUGCGAGAGAUUAGAUGAAUAAAUAUAAUUAUUUAACAUAAAAAAUAUUUCUUUAACAUUUAACUCACAGCUUAGAUCUUUAACCAAUAACAUUAUCUUCUGAAAGAGCUCAAGAUUUGGAAUUAUGCCAAGUUAAAAUAUUAUGAUUGCUAAACCUAUGAUUUGUGAACGACUACAAAUGAUGUUAAACUCGGUAAUAAAAUAUAUUUAUAUUGAGGAUAAUAUU
Molecule: messenger RNA, 1079 nt
Organism: Maniola jurtina (meadow brown)
Lineage: Eukaryota; Metazoa; Arthropoda; Insecta; Lepidoptera; Nymphalidae
Exons: 1
Coding region: 103-699 (198 amino acids)
Source: RefSeq, a predicted model, not a curated record